This is a messenger RNA of Juglans microcarpa x Juglans regia, 1544 nucleotides long. Its product is annotated as iron-sulfur protein NUBPL. NCBI's taxonomy places the organism in Eukaryota, Viridiplantae, Streptophyta, Magnoliopsida, Fagales, Juglandaceae. The coding region runs from base 388 to 1110 and encodes 240 amino acids. Gene Ontology annotation, cellular component: mitochondrion. The record is from RefSeq and is a predicted model, not a curated record. Gene Ontology annotation, biological process: mitochondrial respiratory chain complex I assembly; iron-sulfur cluster assembly. Gene Ontology annotation, molecular function: 4 iron, 4 sulfur cluster binding; ATP-dependent FeS chaperone activity; ATP binding. The transcript has 8 exons.
GGUUACUUACAGAACGCUUUAAUGGACCCUUCAAGAAAAUUAGAAAUUGAAGCGGGUUGCGCGGUGGCACCAGCUUUCUGUAGGACUCGACUUAACACCUACUGAAUUAAAUCUUCCAGACACAAUAAAGAUCUCGUCUUUGUCAUUUUUCAGUUCAAAAAGAAGCCGCAGCCCGCAAGUGAAUUCCUUUACUCCUGUAGGAUUCUCAUUUGACUUGCAAGGAAUUCAUGGAGGGGUUUUUCAGGUCUUUCGUUUUAUGUGUAGAGGCUUGGAGGUAUUAGGAGUUUUUCAAGCGUCAAGAAGGAUCUUCAUAUUGAAGGGGUUAAGCAUGCUAUAGCCGUUGCUUCUGGCAAAGGUGGUGUGGGCAAGUCCACCACGGCAGUUAACAUGGCUGUUUCACUUGCUAACAAGUUGAAACUGAAAGUUGGUUUGCUCGAUGCUGAUGUGUAUGGACCAAAUGUUCCCAUUAUGAUGAAGAUCAAUAGUAGACCAGAGGUGACUGAAGAUAAGAAAAUGGUUCCAAUUGAGAACUAUGGAAUCAAGUGUAUGUCAAUGGGAUUGCUUGUGGAUACAGAUGCUGCAUUUGUCUGGAGAGGUCCCAUGGUAGGGAAUGCUCUUGGAAAAAUGGUCAGAGACGUUAACUGGGGGAAUCUUGAUAUUCUUGUAGUGGACAUGCCCCCUGGCACUGGUGAUGCUCAGAUAGCUAUUUCUCAAUUGUUGCAUUUAUCAGGUGCAUUGAUUGUUUCAACUCCUCAGGAUGUGGCAUUAAUGGAUGCUCGUAGAGGAGUUAAAAUGUUCUCCAAAGUCCAAGUUCCUAUUUUGGGAUUUGUAGAGAACAUGAGCUACUUUAAGUGUCCACAUUGCAGUGAACCUUCAUUCAUCUUCGGGAAAGGAGGGACUCGUAAGUUAGCUGCUGAAAUGGGCUUGGAAUUUGUUGGCGAGAUACCAUUAGAAGUAGAGAUCAGAAAAGGUUCCGAUGACGGUGUCCCCAUCGUUAUAUCGGCGCCUGAUUCUGCAGUCUCCAAAGCAUAUGGUAGUUUGGCCCAAAAUGUUAUUAACCGACUUGAAGAAUUGUCCAAGGAUCAACCCCUUCCUGAGAUUUUGCUGUGAAAUCUUGUGGUUUAAGUGAGAUAGUGAACCACCUCCUUCGCCAGUGAACACUUUUGGAUUGUCAUGCUUUUGCAAUUUGCUACGUUCUAUGAUGAUUUGUUAUUGAUUCCUCUUGAAUUUCCAAGUGUACAAAGAGACGGGAGCAUAAAUGGCAGAAAGCCAAUUUUGGUGCACGAGCAUGAAGUCACUACAGAGCAUAUGCACAACACCUGAAUUCUUUGGAACUGGGAAAAUAAAUGACAACUUUGAACCCGUGAGUUUUAAGAUUUAUUAUGGUAUUAGUGUGAAAAAAAAAAAAAAAACAAGAGAGAGAGAGCUACUUUUCUAACUCCCUAAAUCAUGUGAUGCAUGAUCCUGUAAAAGGAAAUUUAGUAGUAGAAUCAAUGUAAGCACGGGUCUUUUCGCAAAACCCACCUUUUUUUCUUUUUUUUUUU